AUGGAUGUCUACUACUUCUACUCGUACGGCACGGCCGCAUGGCUCACCACACAAGCGGUGCCGCUCAUCAGCUCCCCAACAAUGCUGGUCGCACUGCUGUCGCCCGAGGUGCGCGAAGCUAGCACGCUUGAAGUCUACUUUAGCCGAUCACUGGGCUUUGCGCUCAUAACUCUGGGAAUCCUGGGCGUGCUGCUUACAGGCUCUGUACCGCUGUCUAGCCGGCUUUCAGAAGGCGCAACAACACAGGCAGAAGACCCCAAAGCACCGUACGCUCUACCCACGCUCACCAUAACGGCCAUGUUCCACGCGACAUGUGCAUUUUACGGCUAUGCAAUGUGGACCAGGACCGGGGUGCUGGCGUUCAGUCUAGGCACGCUGGGCUCGGGCUUCCUGGCCAUCGUAGCGCUGUGGUGCAUUUUGUUUGCUAGCAGCAACGGCAGGAUUAGCAGGAAGACGGGCGCGGACAAGAGGACGAGUGGAUUCCCAUUCAAGAACGCCGAGGCGGACAAGAGGAAGGCGAGGUAA
Exserohilum turcica Et28A is the source of this 525-nucleotide messenger RNA. RefSeq lists its product as uncharacterized. The transcript is spliced from 5 exons. The record is from RefSeq and is a predicted model, not a curated record. The coding region runs from base 1 to 525 and encodes 174 amino acids. NCBI's taxonomy places the organism in Eukaryota, Fungi, Ascomycota, Dothideomycetes, Pleosporales, Pleosporaceae.